AUGGCUUCGAACACCGAAGAACCAGGCAAAGCUUCUCUUUUGAGCGACGACGAACUGGGGUCAAUGCUCAAGUGGGUUACCGACCCAGAUGACAGAAAAUCCUUCUCCGAAGUCUGCAAGCAAUGGUCCAAAGUCGAGGGUCUAAACCGAUCAUCCCUCCGUCUUCUCCAACCUGAUCUCCUCCGCCGUGUUCUACCCAGGUGCCCAAACUUGAUCUCCUUCCAAACCCAGGAGUCCUUCUCCGACGCCGACCUCGAAUUCUUGGUCCAAACAUGCCCCAGGCUCGAAGUCAUCAACCUCAGUGUUUGGGACCACGCACCCAAGGUUGAACCUUUGUUGUCUUCUGAUGGUGUUUACGCACUGGCAAUUCGGUGUCCGAACAUAACAAAGCUUUUGCUUAGAAGAAGAUUGAAGACAGGAGUUGUUGCGGUUGCGAAGUUGUUACCCAACUUGACGCAUUUGGACUUAGGAUUCUGUCAUGAGGUUGAGGACAAAGACAUUGAAGCCAUUGUGUCGGCGGCGAGUUCGAUUACCUAUUUGAACUUGGAAGGUUGUUUUUGUGUCACAGAUAGAGGUUUGGAGUUUCUGUCGGAUGCGUCAUGUUCGAAAACGUUGAAGACAUUGGUGCUUGCAGGGUGUUGUAAGAUCAGUGACUGGGGGGUUUCGGAUUUGCGGUACAUGUGUUGCUUGGAGAAUCUGAGUUUGGCUAACUAUGGGGACAAAAUCACUGACGUGGGCUGUUUUGCGAUAUCGGAGAUUAAAACUCUGAAGAGGUUGAACUUGGCUGGGUUGAUGUCACUGACAGACCAAACAGUUGUUGCUAUUGCUGAGAAUUGCCUCAACUUGGAGGUGCUUAAUUUGAGUGACUGUCAAAGCGUGACUAGAGCUGGUCUUCAUGCCUUUUCGGGUCACACAUGCUUGAAUACUCUUGUUUUGCAUUAUUGUUUCAAGUUUUUUGGGAUUGAUUUGGAGCUCUUGGUGCUGGAGUGUCCGACAUUGAAGUGCAUUGUGGUGGAUGAGUAUUUGGGACGGCAGAUAUUGCCACAAAUGCAAGAGAGCACUAGAAGAUGUGUGAGUUACAAGUUUAUUUGUGAUUGGUCUUUCAAAGACCUUGAGAUGUAA
Molecule: messenger RNA, 1122 nt
Organism: Fragaria vesca subsp. vesca
Lineage: Eukaryota; Viridiplantae; Streptophyta; Magnoliopsida; Rosales; Rosaceae
Product: F-box/LRR-repeat protein 2-like
Exons: 1
Coding region: 1-1122 (373 amino acids)
Molecular function (GO): protein binding
Source: RefSeq, a predicted model, not a curated record